Molecule: messenger RNA, 441 nt
Organism: Aegilops tauschii subsp. strangulata
Lineage: Eukaryota; Viridiplantae; Streptophyta; Magnoliopsida; Poales; Poaceae
Source: RefSeq, a predicted model, not a curated record
AUGGUAGUGGAGAAGUUUCCAUCUGUUCAACAAGUUUUGACGGACGAUUUUACUCUGCCGGUCAAGUUUGGCAUUGCUGUAAAAAAUAAUGGUGAGAGUUGCCCCGCCCCGACGACGCCGCUAGGCUGCCCGAGCUCUCGCCCCGUCGACGUCGUCGCCGCCCCCGUCGCCGCGCCCUGCCCCGUCGCCGCCCGUGCCCCAUGCCGUCACCACCCCGCGCCGCCCCGGCGCCGUCGCAGCGCGCCACCCCGCGCCGUCGCCGUCCCAAUGCCGUCGCCAUCACCUCCAUGCGCCGCCCCGACGCCGUCGCCGCCCGGCGUCGCCCUGACGCCGUCGCCGCCCCGCGGCGCCGCUGCCCCGAUGCCGUCGCCGCGCCGCCCCACGGUUUCUUUUAUGCGGGCCUCCUUCGAGGGCCUGAUAACUGGUCCUGUCAAAGGAUAA